Messenger RNA from Brassica napus (rape), 555 nucleotides. RefSeq names its product histone H4. Gene Ontology annotation, biological process: nucleosome assembly. The record is from RefSeq and is a predicted model, not a curated record. Lineage: Eukaryota; Viridiplantae; Streptophyta; Magnoliopsida; Brassicales; Brassicaceae. Bases 97 to 408 code for a protein of 103 amino acids. The transcript has a single exon. Gene Ontology annotation, cellular component: nucleosome. Gene Ontology annotation, molecular function: DNA binding; protein heterodimerization activity; structural constituent of chromatin.
ACCCCCUUUUAUAUAAAAACCUCAUUACCUCCCAAUCUCUCAACUUAUUAUUUUCUCCCAUCGAAGGUUUUUAAUAUUGAAUUUUCCCGAGAAAAAAUGUCAGGCCGCGGAAAGGGAGGAAAAGGAUUGGGAAAGGGAGGAGCCAAGAGGCAUCGGAAAGUUCUCCGAGACAACAUCCAGGGAAUUACGAAACCAGCGAUCCGUCGUCUGGCGAGAAGAGGAGGUGUGAAGCGUAUCAGCGGUUUGAUCUACGAAGAAACUCGCGGCGUUCUCAAGAUCUUUCUAGAGAACGUGAUUCGUGACGCGGUUACGUACACAGAGCACGCUCGCCGCAAAACAGUCACGGCCAUGGACGUUGUCUACGCUCUCAAGAGGCAGGGUCGGACUCUGUACGGAUUCGGCGGUUAAUUCGAUUGUUUCAGUUUCAGAUCUUGUAAAAUCUUUUUUUUUUUCAGAAUCAAUGGGAAAAUAUGCAUCUUUUUCCGAACAAUCUUGUUUUUUUUUGUUUCCGCAUAUAAAAUUAUUGUAAACUGAAAGAACUCUAGUUCGCAUAUC